Molecule: messenger RNA, 723 nt
Organism: Penicillium olsonii
Lineage: Eukaryota; Fungi; Ascomycota; Eurotiomycetes; Eurotiales; Aspergillaceae
Source: the annotation of a GenBank genome assembly
AUGGCCUCAAGACUUGUAUGCUGCCACCUGCUAUUAAAUCAAAGAUCUUCAAUAACCAUCUAUGCAGAUGUCACUGGCCCCGAAUCCGCAACCGACGCCAUUCUCCUCAUCUAUGACAUAUUCGGUUUCUUCCCCCAAACCAUCCAAGGCGCCGACAUCCUCGCCAACUCCAGCGAGACCCGCAAGUACCGCGUAUUCAUGCCCGACUUCUUCGAAGGCAAGCCCGCCGACAUCUCAUGGUACCCCCCCUCCACCAAAGACCACGCCGAUAGCCUGAACACCUUCUUCUCAACCCAAGCAGCACCCCCGAAGACCCUCUCCAAGAUCCCCGGUGUCGUCGAAGAUGCGAACAAGACCGCUGGCCAUGGCUUCGCGAAAUGGGCCAUCGUCGGCCACUGCUGGGGCGGCAAGAUUGCUAGCCUUAGCGCAGGGAAGGACAAUACUACUUUCAAGGCAGCGGUGCAGUGUCACCCUGCCAUGGUGGAUCCUGCCGAUGCCACGGAAGUGAAUGUGCCCAUGGCUUUGCUGGCUUCGAAGGAUGAGCCUGCGGGUGAUGUCGCGGCUUAUCAGGCUAAUUUGAAGGUUCCUAAUCAUGUUGAGACCUUUUCUGAUCAGAUUCAUGGGUGGAUGGCUGCACGCUCGAACUUGAGUGAUACUCAUGUGCAGAAGGAGUAUGAGAGGGGUUAUCAAACUGUUUUGGGCUUCCUGGAGCAAUAUUUGUAG